This is a messenger RNA of Sander lucioperca (pikeperch), 2335 nucleotides long. RefSeq names its product zinc finger protein 768-like. The transcript is spliced from 4 exons. Gene Ontology annotation, molecular function: RNA polymerase II cis-regulatory region sequence-specific DNA binding; DNA-binding transcription factor activity. Lineage: Eukaryota; Metazoa; Chordata; Actinopteri; Perciformes; Percidae. The record is from RefSeq and is a predicted model, not a curated record. Gene Ontology annotation, biological process: regulation of transcription by RNA polymerase II. The coding region runs from base 307 to 1716 and encodes 469 amino acids.
GACUAGUAAAGGUAAGUCACUUUGAAGUUUUACCUGAAACACACAUGAGUAUUGGCAAAGAAAUAUUAAGGCCAUCAUCUCAGACUCCUGUUCCUCUCUUCCUGGUUGGUUGUAAUCUUACUGCGUUCCUACUCGUGUAUUUAUGGUAGAGCCCUCCGCCACACGGAAGAAAAGGUUCCAGCUAGCUAGAAACAACACAGGGAUGUAACAUUUAGUGCGUCGGUUGUUUUUCGCGUUUUUAAUAAAUAUAAUUGCGCGAGGAGACAUUUUUUAUCAUAUCUUGUUCUCAAUUAUUCCUGAGUCGACAUGGCGACGUGCAUUCCCUUUCAAACCCAGCUAUCCUCUAUAAUGGAGGUUUUGGUUAAAGCAGCAGUGACAGAGAUAUCUAAACUAGUCGAUGACAAAUGUGCGUUUUUGCAUCUCGAAAUAUCCCGAAAGCAAAGCGAAAAUGAAAUGCUGAAAAGGAAAUUACUAAUGAUGGAGAACAAAAAUGCACAGCUGCAGCGCGGCUUUGAAAACUACAUGGACAGAGGAACUGAUGUGGGGAACUGUCCGCAUCCUACAGGAGAUAUUAAGUUUCCUGAUAUUGAAGACGCCACUGUUUCGUUCACAAUAAAAGAAGAGAGUCCAGAUGAGAUGCUGUGGAUCAGUGAUUCUGCUGGACCGAUCGGUUCUGCUGUACAUUACCGCACAGGUAAUGCUCCGGAGAGCCAGCAGUUUGAAGAGGACCGUCCACUAAACCAUUCCGAGGUUGCCACAAGAAAAUCAUCCGAGUUCGGUGACUUGUAUAACUCUGGUCAGCAUGCGGGAGACAUCGGCGGCCCUCAGUUCACCGUCAAGACAGAGAAGGAGGAGGACCGAUCCCGAUUCAGCCAGGAUGGAUGCCAGCACGGUGCGGGGAAGCACACUCAACUUGCUGCCGACUUUUCCGUGGACGAUCGAGAGAAUCAGCUCUGGACGUCCAUAAUCGAAGGGAAUGACAUCGAUGCCGGCUUCCCUGACUUUUCCAGUGUGGUAGAGGAGUAUUCCAACACAUUCCCGGACCAUUCGGAUGUUCACGUGGUUUCUAACGCCGCCAAGUCUGCCGGCGUGCAGCAGUUGUCCUCUCAGAGGCCGUGCAACGGGAUCUACAGCAGUGAGUAUCAGAAGGACGUCCCACAGUUGUCCAGUUUUCAACCCAGAGCUCAGGCUGGCCUGCUGCAGCCGGACAGGCAGAAGGAACAAGGGUACUCGCAGAGAAACCCCUCACAUGUUGGACAUGCGAGGCAGCCGGACGAACACACUGAGAGGGAGGGUGCGGCUGGAGAUAGACCGGCCGUCAGUCGCUCGCACAACACUUUGACAACAGGCAGCUUCAAAGCUCUCUCGGGCACGUCGCGAGGCUACUCCUGCUCGCACUGCGGAAAGACGUUCGGCCGCCUGCACCAGUUCAAGCUGCACCAGCAGAGCCACAAGAGGAAGCGGGCGUUCUGGUGCACGGUGUGCGGGAAGAGCUUCCAGUGUUCGUCUCACCUCAGCAUACACCACCGGACGCACACGGGCGAGAAGCCGUACGGCUGCGGGCAGUGCGGGAAACGGUUCACGCAGCAGAGCAGCCUGAGGGUCCACCAGCGCACGCACAGCGGGGAACGGCCCUACAGCUGCUCGCUGUGCGGGAAAAGCUUCAUCCUGAUGCACCAUCUGAAACGCCACAGAAUCAUUCACACAUACAGCUGAGAGGGAGAGACGUCUACGGCAAUGUUGCUCAGGUGAAAAAGAUAAAAAGUGACCCCUCAAGAACACACCAAAAAAGCCAGUGAGCCAGAUUUUUUUUGGGGGGGGGGGUUGGGAUUUGUAAACUCAUUGCAUUGCUCAUGGACUUUGUAUAAUAAUGCAUAUUCUACUAUGCAAAAUGGAUUUUAAGAUGUUUGCUUCUUUUUUUAAAUACUUAUAAUUAUUAAAAAACUGAAUUGCACCCUCAAACAAAAAUCACACAAGUCAGUAUUUUUUAAGGCACCUCCAAUGCUAGAAAUCCCAAAAAACAAGAUCUGAAAUGUGGAGUCAUUAUAAAGAAAAAUCUCAAGUGGAACUAUGCCUUACUUCAUCUGAGCACUGAAACUGUAGAAGCACAAGGCGCUCAUUAUUAUCCCCAUAAACUCUCCCCUUUACAGUCAGCAGAGGGCUUUCCAUUCAGAGCCAGUGAAGAAGCACCUCUCAGGUUUAUGUUGUGAUGUCAUAGUUGGUAAAAAGCUGCCCGACUAUGUUGUUCCCAGUUAAAUUUUUCCAUAAAACGUAUCCCCAAAAUCCUUUACCCUCCUUUGUUAUGAUUUAUAUUAAAGGAUCGUUUGAAUCAGCA